Messenger RNA from Phymastichus coffea, 3502 nucleotides. RefSeq names its product photoreceptor-specific nuclear receptor-like. Gene Ontology annotation, molecular function: nuclear receptor activity; RNA polymerase II cis-regulatory region sequence-specific DNA binding; zinc ion binding. NCBI's taxonomy places the organism in Eukaryota, Metazoa, Arthropoda, Insecta, Hymenoptera, Eulophidae. The record is from RefSeq and is a predicted model, not a curated record. Gene Ontology annotation, biological process: anatomical structure development; cell differentiation; positive regulation of transcription by RNA polymerase II. The transcript is spliced from 8 exons. The coding region runs from base 652 to 2289 and encodes 545 amino acids.
AUCCCCCCGCCUCUUCGCGCGCGCCGUGCUGCGGGAAAAGCUUUGCUCGCAAGCGACGCCCCCCGAAAAUCGACGCCUGUGAUUCUUUGACGUCUCGAGUUCCCAUCCAGCCAGACAGAUAACACUGCACAGUUCGCCAGCGUUCACCCAACGGGUCUGCACACUCAAUCUCUGCUCAUCUGCAGAUUUCCAUUCUGACAGUGUUCUCCUUUUUCCGCGGCAAUACAGAUUGCUACAUGCAGUGCGCCUUGUUAAAGUGUUUAAGGACUUGGCUUUGUAUGCGUUUACACUUUAUUCCAAUAAACUUGACAUUCAUUGCAAAGUAAUAAUGUAUACAACUUUACGAUUAAACGCUUGAAACCAAUAAAAAUCAUAGAAUAAUGUUACUUCAGCGGUAGGUCCAUUCGAAAAGUCAUUUCGAAUAUUUUAUGGCAAUAUGUGAUGAUGAACAUUUAGCAAUAUUAGAGUACAAAUUACGCUCACGGUAUUGUGAGACACGACAACAAAAAUUAUUUCAUCUGCAUCUUAUUGUGAUACGAUCUCGAAGCGAACCAAAAUAAGAGAAGGUUUAGUUUGAUAAGGUAACUAGAAUCAAAAACCAAAAAUUUAACUUCUAGCUCUGUAAUUUCACUCGAGUGCGUAAAUGAGAACAUGAAUGGUGUUGCCACUAUGGGAUCGUCGGAAGAACAUCAUAUUCAUCAUUCUCAAUCUCAAAACGAAAGUAAUUCGGAUCAUCCGAGAAGUCCAUCCAGUCCCAUGAGCAAUCGACACGACUCGGGCGAGAGCAGCGUGAUAUCGCCAGGCUUACCAGAGCGUUACAGUCCUCUGCAAGCGGCAGCCUCGACCCCGUACGGUUCACGGUUGCAAGAGUGUCCAGUACCGCUGUGUCGUGGCUUGGAUUUCCCGGCAGCGCGCUCACCUUAUCUGACGGCGUUGGAGAAUGGUCAUCCAAUGUUAGGAAUGCCUCAUCAUCCUCCACCGCCACCGCCGCCACAGCAGCAACAGCAACAGCAGCAGCCGCCACCAUCGUCGAGGCAAUCGCAGCAAGCGGCUGACAGGCAGAGCGCCAAGGCCAGCAGAAGUUCCAGACUGAUUUGCAUCGUUUGCGGAGAUACCAGUUCUGGCAAGCAUUACGGAAUUCUGGCGUGUAACGGAUGCAGUGGCUUCUUCAAGAGAAGCGUCAGACGGAAACUCAUAUACAGAUGCCAAGCAGGUACAGGUCGUUGCAUCGUGGACAAGCCGCACCGCAAUCAGUGCCAGGCGUGUCGACUGAAAAAGUGCAUGGAGAUGGGAAUGAACAAAGACGCGGUGCAAAACGAAAGGCAGCCACGUAAUACGGCAACCAUCAGGCCGGAAGCUCUCGUCGAAAUGGAUCAGGAACGAGCGCUCCGUGAAGCUGCAGUUGCCGUUGGUGUGUUUGGACCACCAGUAUCACUAGCGAUGGCGAGGUAUGCUGCACCGCUGCCGUUACCCACUGUUGCGCCAUCGUCAAAUCCACAAAAUGCUCCGUCGCCUCCGCGUCAUGAUAAUGACGAGAACGGCAACGCGUCAGAGGACAGUAUAGACGUUACGAACGAGGAGCCGUUGACUCCACAGCCGCGCGAGGUGAACGCAAGCAACCACAGCCAGAUUCCACCCGUGACGCCAAUCAUCUAUUCACCGACGGAGACGGUCUAUGAGAGCUCGGCAAGACUUUUAUUCAUGGCCGUUAAGUGGGCCAAGAAUUUACCAUCUUUUGCCAGUUUGCCAUUUCGCGACCAGGUAAUCCUGCUGGAAGAGUCAUGGUCAGAAUUAUUUUUACUGAACGCCGUGCAAUGGUGCCUACCUUUGGAGUCAUCGGCUCUAUUUAGCGCAGCAGAGUUGACGGUAUUGUCGCUACCGCCACACCCAGUUCAUUCGCACACUGGUCUUCAUUUUCCCUCGCCAACCAAAUCCAAUCAAAUCGCCUCAGAUGUACGCUAUUUACACGAUAUGUUGCAGAGAUACAAGACCGUUAUGGUUGAUCCUGCAGAGUUCGCCUGCAUGAAGGCUAUUGUGCUGUUUCGCCCUGAAACACGAGGUCUAAAAGACUCAAGCCAAAUCGAGAAUCUUCAAAACCAAGCCCAAGUAAUGUUAGGUCAACAUACACGGAGCCAACAGCCGAGCAAUCCAGCACGUUUCGGUCGACUUUUACUGCUUUUACCAUUGUUGAGAAACGUACCGGCUAUGAGAAUCGAGCAAAUCUAUUUCCAACGUACUAUUGGCAAUACACCAAUGGAAAAAGUUCUCUGCGACAUGUACAAGAAUUGAAUUGAUGAUCGAUUCGAUAUAUAAUAUCGACAGUGUUGAUUGUUUAUUUGUAUAUACGUCUAUUUAAUACUAUGUCUAAAUCUUAUAGAUUAGGGCUGAAGUUCGAUUAGGAAAUUUAUUAUCACAACAGAUACUUAUUAGAGAUUUACGCAAUACUACUUUGGUACUUCGGUACUACAGGUACUUUGUAUUUACAUUGUUAUUUUAUUGAUAAAAGGAUAAAAUACUUGGUUGGAUAAAUUAGUACUUGUUUAUUCGAGAUAUCAUUUGUAUUUGGUAAGUUCUUCUGAUGCUCUAUAUUAAUCACGACAAUCAAGUUUGUUGUUAAUGGGCAAUUCCUAUGCGCAAUAAAUUAUUGAAAAUAUGCGAGUAUUAAUAGUAUUUUAACGAAAGUAUUACUACUCGUGUAAUCAAAAUUUUAUUAAUUUUAUUAUUAAGGAGAGUGAAAUAAAUGAUAAUCACGUAACUUAUGUAGUCCUGUGAGUAUUAUUGAGAUCUUGGACAAAUCAAAUGAAAUUCUUUUGUUAUAAUAUUAAUCUUAUGCUAAAAAAAAGAGAUUGUUAUAGAUAAUUUUGAACAGGUAAAUAAUAAAAAAGUUAAUUAUUAAGAGUAAGGAUGAUAAUAGAUAAUGAAGAUAGGCUGUGACCUAGACAAAGAUCGAUAGAAAUGUGACGUGGUGGCAACGAAACAAACAAUAUGUUAUGAUGAAGGCCUAAAUGCAAAAUGUCGGAAAAGUAUUAAUCUAAUAUCAUUUCCUUCUAAAUUCUAUACAAGAAAAUUAUAUUCUUCUCAGUUAAAAUUUGCCAAUUAUUUGAUAUACUUUUUGUCUGAUUAUACUCGGUAUCCGUUGAAGAAACAUAAAUAUUCAUAUUUUGUACUACAUGUCAGAGUCAGUUAUAUACGUCUUCAAUGUAAAUCGAUUAAAAAAAAACCCGCCUUCCUAUCAGAUAAUGUUCAUCUCAUCCUCUAUGGACAGCGCGGUUCAGUUCAAUCACAAGAUAUAUAGUCAAAAAACAGAAUUUUGUGAAUGGUCAGUUUACAACAAAAAACUAUCAAAUAGAAUUGUACUAGUCCAUGAAACAGUAGUGUCAACACGCUGUAAAAUAAAAAAAGUAUCGGCCGAAAAUUCUUUGCGCGCCUAUUGUAUAUUCCAUGUUGUUCGGAUAAAUGACUGUCAUCGUAAUAAUUAAAAAAAAACGCUGUAUUAAUAAUG